AUGGCAGUAGCGACUGCUAACACUUCUCUUUGUCUCUCCAACCGUGACGAGCGCAACAAGCGCACAACUUCCUUUUGCAAUCACAACCACAUCCUCAUUAGUUCAGAGCUGUCGCUUAGCAUGGCUUCGAAUCACCACAACCCGCAGCAUGCGUACGAGCAUACUGGCUUUAGUUCAAACAACCGUGGGGGUUAUUCGAACGGCGGGCGUGGCAAUGGCAAGAGGGGCCGCGGCAGCAGGCCCUACAACAGUAACUACAACAACGGCAAUGGUCGUCCAACGCAUGGAAACUACCAGAAUUCCAGAAACAUGUCUGACGCAUCUGCUGUGCCUGGUUACCCCGUGGACGCAUCAUCAGCCUGGGGCGUACCAGGAAAUGGCUUCUCACAGCCGAUGAACGGUAUGAACAACACUCCGAAUGCAUGGCCGCUCCCUGGCGCGGUAGUGACCGGUCCUACAACCGGAACAUAUGCUCAGCUACACCCCGCAACUGAACAUCGCAUGUUGCAGCACAAGUCCAGCUACGAUGUUCUGCCUCCGCACGUCUUGCAAAUGGCCAAUGACCACUUUGGUGCUCCACCGCAGAACAUUCCUUCGAGUUAUACACCUCCUACCGCAGCGAACAUGACCUCCGAGUCCGCAGUCGUAAAUGCUAUCGGUUUGGACACCAACACGAAUGGAGAAGCUCCUUCAUGUGCUCCCAUGCAUGCGCCAACGGCCGUCAUCAUGCAGAGUCACGUCACUGCUCCAACUCCAGCCAGCCCAGUUCUGAUCAGUCGUUCUGGCCAGUCUGUGUUUACAAGCACAUUAGCCAAGCCAACGGACAAGUCAUUCACCGUCUCAAAGAACAGUGCUUCCAACAAGACACUCGAAGAGACUGUUCAUUCGCUCGAUAAUGACACGCUUGCUCAUCUGCAGAAGCUCUGUAAGACCGACAACAUUGAGCUUCGGCAGACCUUGAGAGAUGCGCUCGGAAAACGUCGUGCCGGUCAACGCGAGCUGCUCGAGAAGCGUGCCACCAUCAUGACUCAGCUGAAUCAUGCUCGCGAGAGUGCGCAAUCAAACACCCACAAGACUCUGGUUUUGUACAACACUUUCGUUACGAAGAUGACCGACAGUCUCUAUGCCACUUCCGAGGUGAAGGAGACUCUACAACGCGAGGCCAUCGAAUACUUGAAGACCGCUAGGGUGCACUCUACGCAGGCGACAAAGGACCGUGAGUACGUAGAGUCGUGCCGUGACACGCUCGAGGCCACGAAUCUGAUGAUGUUAAACCUGACAAACAAGUUGACGAACUCUGUGUACCGAGUAGUGGUGACGGCUCUGAGUAGGGCGGUCACCUCCGAUGUGCUGAUCAUCCCCGACAACGCAACCACACAUGAUACUGCAGCUCCACUUGAUAUUGUACUCGCAUCUGACACUGAGUCGAUGACGGCAGUCACGUCGACAACGAACGCCGAGACCGAUGGUACCGAGAAGAUGAAGACAUCGGAUCCCACACCUGAUCAUGCGGAGAUGCGAGUGGCCGAGAUCAUAACCGACAGCAACUUGCAGCUCGAUGAUAAGAAAGAAGACAUUCAGUUGGAGGAUGAUACCAAACCUCCUGAGAGCUCUCCAAAGGUCACUCGACUAAGAGUUGCGGAUCAGCACUCAAAGCCCGUGCAUGAAGACACCAACGAAUUGGACAGCCCGAAGCCCGCUUCAGAAAACGGAUGGGGUAAUUGGUUUGCCCAUAUCCGUAACGAUGACAAGGAGAUGGUCAAGAAGGCUCGUCAAGAUCUCGACCGCAUAGGUGGACAAACGUUUCGACCCGAGCUCAAGGAGACGUACAAGAACCAACAAGGCAAAACCCACCAGAUUGUUCACGAAAAGGUCACAGGUAAAGUCGCUGUCGUCGUGGAGAAAGAUUCCAGAAGCAGCGUUAAGCAGCAGGUCAGCCUGGAAGAGUCUGGGAAGAAAGAUCCCGCUGCCGAGCCCACGCCCAUGACCCAAAAGACCAUCGAGACGCAAUCUCAUUCCCAUGGAUCGGAGAAGGAUGUCAUUACCUUGAAUGUGGCAUCUCCCGAGCAGGUCGCAACCCCCGGAUUUGCAGAGGUUGCUGGCGUCACGGCUUUGGAACAGGAGGACGUCGCGAACCACGACGGCCCUGAAGAACAAAAGGAUGACGAGAGUGUCACGACAGAGAAGAUCGAACAGCCUGCCGCGUCCCCAGGAUCACCAGACUUGGCCAGUGUCCAAGCACUCAAGACCAUGAUCCAAGUCUACAUGAACGAGAAGACUCCCAAGCUCGAGCAAGAAGAGCAAAAGAACCCUACCGAUACAAAGUCCACCGAUAAAGAGGCACAGAAGAACAAAACCGGCAAGAAGGCUUCUGCAAAGACGAACAUCUCGACGAAUCACACCGGUGACAAGUCGCCCGAGCAACUUGCAGCCCAGGAGCAGAAGGCUGCUGCAAAGCGCCAGAAAGUGAAGGAGUCCAAGGCAAAGACCAAGGCUAAGAGGAAGGCACGUGCUGCGGACAAGUUGGAGGGUACUAUAAGUUCGGUCAAGACGGAGGGGAACGAUGGCACGGCGAAGACGGAGACGGCUACUGUUUCACUUCCAAAGAGCGGUUAG
Dothidotthia symphoricarpi CBS 119687 is the source of this 2616-nucleotide messenger RNA. RefSeq lists its product as uncharacterized. The coding region runs from base 1 to 2616 and encodes 871 amino acids. NCBI's taxonomy places the organism in Eukaryota, Fungi, Ascomycota, Dothideomycetes, Pleosporales, Dothidotthiaceae. The record is from RefSeq and is a predicted model, not a curated record. The transcript is spliced from 2 exons.